This is a messenger RNA of Chaetomium globosum CBS 148.51, 3489 nucleotides long. RefSeq lists its product as uncharacterized. Lineage: Eukaryota; Fungi; Ascomycota; Sordariomycetes; Sordariales; Chaetomiaceae. Gene Ontology annotation, cellular component: plasma membrane; Golgi membrane; endoplasmic reticulum. The coding region runs from base 1 to 3489 and encodes 1162 amino acids. Gene Ontology annotation, biological process: manganese ion transport; intracellular calcium ion homeostasis; calcium ion transmembrane transport. The transcript has 7 exons. Gene Ontology annotation, molecular function: ATP binding; ATP hydrolysis activity; P-type calcium transporter activity. The record is from RefSeq and is a predicted model, not a curated record.
AUGGACGACCCAAAUAUGUCUUUCAAGGCUAGCAUGAUCAUGAACUUUCGAAGAUGGCAGCGCGAGUGUGGAAUGCACUGUCAGCAGAUGCCAAGCCGAAUGGCGCAUGGUGCCUGGCUCCUCGCUGCACACACCCCUGUCUGCAGGAUGGAUCGAUUUACGCGGAAAGAUAAUGGGGAUGCCCUGCCGAUCUACCAAAACUCGCAAGAGCCAGGGUCAGCAGGCUCCGCUAUCGAGCUGGAGCGGUUGCGGUCUACUUCACCGAGGAUGAGCCCUCGACCGACGUCUGCGCAGUCAAGGACCGUGGCCGAUGAAUACUCGUCCCUGACUCCGAUCGAAGCCGCCUCGCGGUUGAAGACCUCGCUCACCCAUGGCCUUACGCCCGCCGAAGCCCUCUCGAGGUUACGCGACUACGGCCCGAACGAGAUCCCGCACGAAGAACCCGAGCCGAUAUGGCUACGAUUCAUCAAACAGUUCCAAGAACCACUGAUCGUCUUGCUCUUGGCGUCUGCCGGCGCGUCGAUCGUGGUGGGGAAUAUGGACGAUGCCGUGAGCAUCACGGUUGCUGUGACCAUCGUGGUGAGCGUGGGGUUUGUACAGGAAUAUCGCUCUGAAAAGUCGAUCGAGGCACUGAACCAUCUCGUUCCGAACCACGCCCAUCUUGUGCGGAAACAGGCACCCAACGCCUCUCCCAGCGGGCGCUCGCCGAGUUGGCCAGUAGGCGACAAAACUCCUGACCUUCCAACAUCCGGCUCGGUCACUCCCGAAGAAGAGGUGCUGGAGGCAACGUCGUCCAAGGUCAUGGCCGCCCAACUGGUACCUGGGGAUCUUGUCCUCUUUACCACCGGCGACCGUAUCCCUGCCGACAUCCGGGUGACGAAAGCCGCCGAUCUGACCAUCGACGCCUCGAACCUCACAGGCGAGAACGAGCCCGUCAGGGUCACCGCGAACACUCGGCCGCGUCGUGCCAUCGGCGUUCCCAGCUAUGGAAAUGCUAGCUUGCAAUUGCCCCAACCAUCCUUCGGAGGAUCCGCAGACGGACACUCGGGACAUGCCAGGGUCGACCAUGACGGGCCUCACAAUAUUGCUUCCAUGGGAACGUUGGUGAAAUCCGGGCAUGGGCAGGGUAUCGUGUUUGCAACUGGCGGCGAUACACACUUUGGUACAAUCGCAGCCAGCGUGUCCGGCACUGAAAGCCCUCGCUCCCCGCUGCAACUCUCAAUGGAUGACCUUGGGUCGCAGUUGAGCAAGGCAUCUUUUGUCAUCAUUGGCCUGAUCUCGCUCAUCGGCUGGUUCCAGGGAAAGAAGCUGCUUGAAAUCUUCACCAUUUCUAUUUCCCUGGCUGUAGCAGCGAUUCCGGAGGGGCUUCCCAUCAUCGUUACCGUGACUCUUGCCUUGGGCGUCCACCGGAUGGCUAAGCAUAACGCAAUCGUUCGGAGAAUGCCCAAGGUCGAGACUCUGGGAUCCGUCAACGUGGUUUGCACAGACAAAACAGGUACCUUAACCACAAACCACAUGACGACGGCCAAGAUGUGGUAUUUUGGCACGAACGAUGCCGUUGAUGUUGAGUCCGAUGACGAGGCGACCGAGGCCAAGCUAGGCCCGGCCGCGCUGAGAAUCAUGCGGAUCGGAAAUAUAGCUAACAAUGCGCGUCUUGCCCGCAACUACACCGAAAACGGCGCGGCCGCGAGAGCCGUGCUCUCCUCAACCCAUAAUCGGGGCCAAGCGUCGACGUACACGCGCUGGGUUGGCCAGCCUACCGAUGUUGCCAUGCUUGACCUUUUAGACCGGUUCAAGGAGCACGAUGUCCGUGAUUCCAUCGGGCCCCGGGUGACUGAAACCCCAUUCAGCUCCGAGCGCAAGUGGAUGGGUGUCACGAUUGGCUCCGAAGGUGGCAAGAACGACAAGGAGUUUGCGAUGAGCAGAGAGAUCGUGCUGGACUCGGCGCGGCGAAAGGAGGCUUUGGAGGCAGCCGAACAAAUGGCGUCCACGGGUCUCCGAGUUUUGGCUUUUGCCAGCGGCCCUGUCUCGAGAUUCAGAAGCAACAAGCCCCCUGCUAGAAGCAAUACCCCCGGCUCAGACAGAGCUGAUAGCCCCGUUCAUCAUGGCGUCGAGGAGCAGUACAAGGGCCUCAGCUUUGCCGGUUUAGUGGGCAUGAGUGACCCGCCUCGACCUGGUGUCGGACGUUCCAUCAGAAAGUUGAUGCGCGGGCGUGUCAAGGUCAUAAUGAUUACCGGCGACGCCGAGACCACGGCUGUCGCUAUCGGCAAGCAACUGGGCAUGGCUGUUGCGACACCCACUGCGCAUACAUCAAAUCAAGUAACCGUCAGAUCGGUCCUUCGCGGCGAUGAAAUCGACGCCAUGUCGGACGAGGACCUGGCAAGGGCAAUGGAACACACCACUAUUUUUGCACGAACAAACCCCGACCACAAGUUGAAAAUCAUCAGAGCGCUCCAGUCCCGCGGCGAUAUUGUCGCCAUGACGGGCGACGGCGUCAACGAUGCGCCGGCUCUCAAAAAGGCCGACAUUGGCAUUGCCAUGGGCAUGCACGGCACUGACGUCGCCAAGGAAGCCGCCGACAUGAUCCUGACCGACGACGACUUCUCCACCAUCCUCCACGCCAUUGAAGAGGGCAAGGCCAUCUUCAACAACAUCCAAAACUUCCUCACCUUCCAACUCUCCACCAGCGCCGCCGGCCUCUCUCUCGUUCUACUCUGCACCGCCCUAGGGUUCAAGUCCCCGCUCAACGCGAUGCAGAUCCUUUGGAUCAACAUCAUCAUGGACGGCCCCCCGGCUCAAUCCCUCGGCGUCGAAGCGGUGGACAAAGACGUCAUGAACCGACCCCCCCGCCGGCGCGGCGACGCCGUCCUCACACGACGCUUACUCUCCCGCGUGUUCACGCAAGCGGGCAUCAUCAUGGCGGGGACGAUGCUGGUGUACAGGCGCGAGAUGCUGGACGACGGCGAGGUGACGCGGCGCGACACCACCAUGACCUUCACGUGCUUCGUGCUGUUCGACAUGUUCAACGCGCUCACCUGCCGCUCCGAGAGCAAGAGCGUCCUGCGCGGCGAGGUCGGCCUCUUCAGCAACCUGCUCUUCAACUGGGCCGUCGCCGGCAGCCUGAUGGGCCAGCUCGCCGUCGUCUACCUGCCCUGGCUGCAGGAGGUGUUUCAGACCGAGGCGCUGGCGUUCAGGGAUCUGCUGGGCCUGUUGAUGCUGUGCAGUAGUGUGUUUUGGGCGGAUGAAGUGCACCUCACAUCGCGAGGUGGGCCUCGGUGCGGCCGGGGGCGGGGCACCGGGGAAGGUGGAGAACCACUCCCCCUAGCAGGACGGCCCGGACUCCACACCCACGACGGUGUAAGUGCCCGGCAAGCACAAAUCACAACUACGGCGCCUCCCCCUACCAGUCAAAGCCGUCCCAGGAUCCUCUCCCAGCAGUUCCUCGAAACGAGGCUAUUAAGCGCCGGCCGUUCAGCUGAAGCCCAAUAA